AUGGCAUCGUGGAAGUCUAUUGGUUUGUGGACAGUGUGUUUAGUGCUGUGCCUUUUAGGGAAGAUUUCGGGCUUAGAUAAUGGACUGGCUCUGACACCACCAAUGGGCUGGUUGGCGUGGGAACGGUUUAGAUGCAACACGGACUGUAAAAAUGACCCAGAUAAUUGUAUAAGUGACCGGUUAUUCCGCACAAUGACCGACAUCCUGGUAUCGGAGGGGUACGCGGCGGUUGGCUACGAAUACAUUAAUUUGGAUGACUGCUGGUUGGAACGGGAGCGCGACUCUCGAGGCAGGCUGGUACCGGAUAGAGAGAGAUUCCCUUCGGGCAUGAAGAGCUUGGCUGAUUAUGUACAUAGCAAAGGUUUAAAAUUCGGCAUCUACGAAGACUACGGGAACUUCACGUGCGCUGGGUACCCCGGUGUAGUCGGACACUUAAGUGGAGAUGCUAACACGUUCGCUGCCUGGGGUGUGGACUACGUGAAACUAGACGGAUGUUACGCCCUACCUGCCGACAUGGACUAUGGUUACCCUGAAUUCGGCAAUCAGCUGAACAAGACUGGAAGACAAAUGGUCUACUCGUGCAGUUGGCCCGUUUACCAGAUAUAUGCUGGUAUUCAGCCCAACUUUUCAUCCAUCAUCGAACAUUGCAACUUGUGGCGCAACUUCGAUGACAUUCAAGACUCAUGGGCUUCCGUCGAAUCUAUAAUAGACUACUACGGAAACCACCAGGAUAUCAUCGUGCCAAAUGCUGGACCUGGACACUGGAAUGAUCCCGACAUGUUGAUCAUCGGAAACUUUGGCCUAUCAUACGAACAGAGUAAGACGCAAUUCGCGAUCUGGGCCAUACUUGCAGCGCCUCUACUCAUGAGCGUGGACCUCAGGACCAUCCGGCCCGAGUACAAGGCCAUCCUACAGAACAGGAAGAUUAUUGACGUUGACCAGGACCCCCUCGGCAUCCAGGGCAGAAGAAUAUACAAACACCGCGGAAUAGAAAUCUGGUCUCGGCCGAUCCUGCCAAUACAAGGUAUCUACUACUCCUACGCAGUGGCCUUCGUCAACCGCCGGACCGAUGGCACGCCCUCCGACGUGGCCGUCACCCUACGCGAACUGGGACUCAACAACCCUGCUGGGUACAGGGUCGAGGAUCUGUACGAGGACGUGGACUACGGCGUGCUGUCGCCGCAGACGAAGAUCAAAGUGAAAGUGAACCCCUCAGGUGUGGUGAUCCUGCGCGCCGACACGCAGCCCUCGUACUUGUUCAACUCGAUCCCGACGCGGACGCCCUACGCGCCACUCAACGACGUGUUCCGGCUUACCAACAAGUAA
This is a messenger RNA of Arctia plantaginis, 1326 nucleotides long. The record is from the annotation of a GenBank genome assembly. Lineage: Eukaryota; Metazoa; Arthropoda; Insecta; Lepidoptera; Erebidae.